AUGUCCAAAUUUGAGGCAACAGUAUCAGCACCUGUGAACAUCGCGUGUAUUAAAUACUGGGGGAAACGGGACACAAAGCUUAUAUUGCCCACUAAUUCUUCAUUAUCCGUCACUCUCGAGCAGGAUCAACUGAGGUCAAAAACGACAUCAAGGGCGGACGCUUCAUUCGUGAAAGAUCAGUUGUGGUUAAAUGGGAAGGAGGAGGAGAUUAAAGCAGGAGGCAGAACGGCGACAUGUAUCACUGAAAUGAAGGCUCUUCGGAGGAAAGUUGAGGAGGCUAAUCCGGAUGAACCCAAAAUUUCAGACUUGCACAUUCACAUCUCGUCCUAUAACAACUUUCCCACUGCUGCUGGGUUAGCGUCUUCUGCCUCGGGUUUCGCAGCACUGGUUUCCUCUCUCGCUGCAUUGUACAAACUUCCCUCGACGCCAAGUGAACUCUCGCUCAUCGCACGUCAAGGGUCAGGAUCAGCAUGCCGUUCCCUCUUCGGGGGGUUCGUAGCCUGGAAUAUGGGUUCCAAGGCAGACGGGUCCGAUUCAUUUGCAGAGGAGGUUGCGCCUCAAUCUCACUGGCCGGAGAUGCACGCACUCAUUUGCAUUGUCUCUGAUGAUAAGAAGGGGACCUCUUCUACUGCGGGCAUGCAACGGACAGUGGAAACUUCGGAAUUGCUCAAGCAUCGCAUUGAGCACGUUGUCCCUGCCCGAAUGAACGCUAUCAUUGAGGCGAUUAAGCGCCGGGAUUUCGAUACCUUUGCGCAAGUGACAAUGCAGGAUUCAAAUCAAUUUCACGCUGUUGCGCUCGAUACGGACCCUCCUAUCUUCUACAUGAAUGAUGUGAGUAGGGCAAUCGUCGCGAUUGUUGUUGAAUUAAAUCGAGCGAGUGUCGCCCGGGGUGAAGGGCUAGUGGCGGCAUACACUUACGAUGCCGGUCCGAACGCGGUCAUUUAUACGUUGGAUCGGAACGCAAAGACGAUUAUCGACUUGUUAGCUUCUUACUUCCCAAGUGCCAUUGGUAAUUUCUCCGAUCCUUUUGGGUUGUUUGGAGGGAAUGGGCAGGAACGUGGUUCCCUGAGAUUGCCGGAAGGUUUUAAUCCUGCCGUAGCUAAGGUAUAUGAAAGCGGGGGUGUCAAGGGGUUCAUUCACACGCGGGUUGGGGGUGGACCAAGGGUAUUGGACGAGGGGGAGUCUCUUCUGAGAAGUAAUGGUUGGCCGCUGGGGUAGAAAUGGAGGACUGAUGUAACUUUUGGGCCGUUGUCUUGGGGAAGAACGAUAUGAGCUAUAUGGGUACACAUCUGCCUGCUGUACUGUUACACUACUCGCACAACUGCUGGCUGUCUGAUCUCAAAAUCAUGGCAAAUUAAC
Molecule: messenger RNA, 1359 nt
Organism: Cantharellus anzutake
Lineage: Eukaryota; Fungi; Basidiomycota; Agaricomycetes; Cantharellales; Hydnaceae
Product: GHMP kinase
Exons: 3
Coding region: 1-1218 (405 amino acids)
Biological process (GO): isopentenyl diphosphate biosynthetic process, mevalonate pathway; isoprenoid biosynthetic process
Cellular component (GO): cytosol
Molecular function (GO): ATP binding; diphosphomevalonate decarboxylase activity
Source: RefSeq, a predicted model, not a curated record